This is a messenger RNA of Ornithorhynchus anatinus (platypus), 2558 nucleotides long. It is a transcript of the gene MOCS1, whose product is annotated as molybdenum cofactor synthesis 1. The record is from RefSeq and is a predicted model, not a curated record. Gene Ontology annotation, molecular function: 4 iron, 4 sulfur cluster binding; metal ion binding; cyclic pyranopterin monophosphate synthase activity. Bases 16 to 1899 code for a protein of 627 amino acids. Lineage: Eukaryota; Metazoa; Chordata; Mammalia; Monotremata; Ornithorhynchidae. Gene Ontology annotation, biological process: Mo-molybdopterin cofactor biosynthetic process. The transcript has 11 exons.
UGGGGGCGGCGGGCCAUGGCGGGCCGGGGCUGCAGCCUGCUGCGAAUCGCUCGCCGGACCUGCAGCUCCGGGGCCCCAAGGACCCGAGCCCGCGGAGCCCAGCCCGCCCCGGCCUCGGCCAAGGAGCGGUCCCCAGCGAGCCAGCCGGGCUUCCCGAAAGAGACCGCCGCCCCCUCCUCCCCGUUCCUGACGGACAGCUUUGGCCGCCAGCACACCUACCUUCGCAUCUCGCUGACGGAGAAGUGCAACCUCAGAUGUCAGUACUGCAUGCCCGAGGAGGGCGUCCCUCUGACCCCCAAGGCGGACCUGCUGACCACGCCGGAGAUCCUGCGCCUGGCCCGGCUCUUUGUCCAGGAAGGGGUGGACAAGAUCCGGCUGACUGGAGGCGAGCCCCUGAUCCGGCCCGAUGUGGUGGACAUUGUGGCUCAGCUGCGCCAGCUGCCGGGACUGAAGACCCUCGCGGUCACCACCAACGGCCUCAACCUGGCCCGGAUGCUGCCCCGGCUCCAAGAGGCCGGGCUGGACGCCAUCAACGUCAGCCUGGACACGCUGGUGCCCGCCAAGUUCGAGUUCAUCGUCCGCAGGAAAGGCUUCCACAAGGUCAUGGAGGGCAUCCACAAGGCCAUCGAACUGGGCUACGACCCCAUCAAGGUGAACUGUGUGGUGAUGCGCGGCCUGAACGAGGACGAACUGCCGGACUUCGUGGCGCUGAGCGAGCGGCUGCCCGUGGACGUGCGAUUCAUCGAGUAUAUGCCCUUUGACGGCAACAAGUGGAACUUCAAGAAGAUGGUGAGCUACAAGGAGAUGCUGGACACUAUCCAAGGGCGCUGGCCGGAGCUGGUCAAGCUGCCGGUCGAGGCCUCCAGCACGGCUAAGACCUACAAAGUCCCCCACUUCCUGGGGCAGAUCAGCUUCAUCACCUCCAUGUCCGAUCACUUCUGCGGGAGCUGCAACCGGCUGAGGAUCACGGCUGACGGGAAUCUCAAGGUGUGCCUCUUCGGGAGUUCGGAGGUGUCCCUGAGGGACCAUCUGCGGGCCGGGGCCCCGGAGGAGGAGCUGAUGCGGGUCAUCGGAGCAGCCGUGCGCAGGAAGAAGCGGCAGCACGCCGGCAUGUUCAACAUCUCCCAGAUGAAGAAUCGGCCCAUGAUCCUCAUCGAUCACCCACCGCUCCGAGCCGUCCGGCCGCGCCUCCCCGCCGAGCCGUCCUGGGGCCCCGCUCCGGGCCCGUGGCCGACGUCCAGGCGGCCCGUGCCCGGCGGGACGGACCCCAGGUGGGUCCUGGUGAUCCCCAGGGCCGGCCCGGGGCGGGCCCCGCUCCGACACCGCUGCUCCGGCCCCAAGGACUCCGACCCCGACGCCGCGUGCCUUCCGACCGGCGGCCCCCCGGGGUCCCCGCCCGGCGCGGACCGCCUGACCCACGUGGACGCGGAGGGCCGGGCCGCCAUGGUGGACGUGGGCGGGAAGCCGGCCACGGAGCGGACGGCCGUGGCCUCGGCCCUGGUGCGCCUGGGGCCCCGGGCCUUCGCCCUGCUGCGGGAGAACCGGCUGCAGAAGGGGGACGCCCUGGCCGUGGCCCAGCUGGCCGGCAUCCAGGGGGCCAAGCUGACCAGCCAGCUGAUCCCGCUGUGCCACCACGUGGCCCUGAGCCAGGUGCGGGUACGGCUGGCCCUGGACGAGGGGCGCGGGGCCGUGCGGGUGGAGGCCACGUGCCGUGCCCGGGGGCCCACCGGGGUGGAGAUGGAGGCGCUGACGGCCGCCAGCCUGGCCGCGUUGACCCUCUACGACAUGUGCAAGGCCGUCAGCAGGGACAUCGUGGUGGAGGAGGUGAGGCUGAUCUCCAAGACCGGCGGGCAGCGUGGAGACUUCUACUACGACCCUCCGGCCAACGCCCCGAGCUAGGCCCUCUGGGGCGCGGGCCGAGCCUCGCUCCGCCCGGGUGGACCGUGACCCGCCUAGAGUCUCUUCCCCCGCGUUACGGGGGCCGGCAGCCAAUGGAGAAUUCCUCCCUGGUGUCUGCCCGGUUCCGUGCUCCGGCCCCAUCCGGGUUUCCCCGAGCCCCGCCCGCUCUCCAGUAUCAACAGCGCCGGCAUCGGGAGUGAUGGUCAUUUGCCAUCCCGGGAGAUGCCAGGACCGCCCGCCCCCGCCCCCCGUCACCCCGGCCUUGCCCAGAGGUGCCCCCAAGGAGCCCUGGAGCCUGGCUGCAGCGGCUCCUCCCCUCUCCCCCGUCCCCGGAGCCGACACUGAUGCCGGACAGCAGGAAACGGCCUCGGGGAAGGAAGAGGAAAAAGCCGUGAGACCGACCGGAUACCCCACGCCCUGCCCUGCCUCGGAGGCCGUCGGAUCGCCGGACCGUGACGGCUCGCGAGCGGAUGCCGCUUGUCCCACGACCUGCCCUCCUGCCCGGCCUGUAUCUCGCCCGCGGGGGCCGCGGCAGCUCAGUUCCUCUGCGGACCCCUGGGAAUUCUGUGGGAUCCCUGCAGGGACCUCCCUCUUCCCCCUCCCCCCGAGACCGGCUCAGCCUUGCAUCAGAAGUAAUAAAUAAUCAUCGCAUUUGGUAA